AUGGAGAAAGCAGUAGUGUUUUUGUUAGUGAGUCUCGCAGUUAUCGCAUCAGCGAAACCAUACGAACCAGCUCGUAAAACAUCCGCACCCGAUCAGCUGUCGUUGUAUCCAUGGUACGAACGUAAUUUCUUGUACGGAACUGACCGCAUUCCCAAGGAAUACUUAGACCGCCUGUUUGGUGAACGUGUGAAGGAUUCGUCAGUGGACCUGCCACCGGUUGUGCAUAUGCCCGAUGAAGUACCAAACGAUCUAAUUGGUAACGAGGAAGAACAGCGUGAAGAACAGCCGAUCGAUGCGCAGCCAAUCGACCAUGAGAAAUCUCCUGAGUCUCCAAUAGAUCGAAUCGAUAACGAGCAAGAACAGCGUGAAGCACAGCCGAUCGAUGGGAAGCCAGUCGACGAUGAGAAAGACCCUCAAGAACAACCGAAAGACGAGAAGCAUGAAAAGCCAGCAGCAGAUAAACAAUCUCCCGAUGCUCCUAUUGAUGAGAAAGAAAGCCACGAUGGCAUCGAAGAAGAUCGAGAAAAGCCUGAACAACCGGACCAAAAACCAAAGCAGGACGAUAAGGAUAAGGAACAACAGCAGGAUGGAAAAGGAGAAAAACCAAACGCAAAUCGUGAAACAGGAAAGGAUUCAGCUAGGCACGAAAAGCGUCCUAAACCGGGACAUUCUGUGAUUCCUAAGUCCGCGAAGAAGGGAAAUCGUCCAGCUAGGGAGAAGCCAUCUAAUGAUCUCGCUCCCCGUGAUCGUCCAUCACCGCAGCAGCCAGGAAAGGAAGCCCGGCGUGAUGGUCCUUCUCAACCACCCCCACGUAAGCCGGAGUCACCUUUGGUGCAAAUCAACGUAAAUGUUGCUGCACCUGUUUACUGA
Anopheles moucheti is the source of this 870-nucleotide messenger RNA. RefSeq names its product translation initiation factor IF-2-like. The record is from RefSeq and is a predicted model, not a curated record. The transcript has a single exon. Bases 1 to 870 code for a protein of 289 amino acids. Lineage: Eukaryota; Metazoa; Arthropoda; Insecta; Diptera; Culicidae.